UUCAUCGAAGGCAGCAGCACCACCAAGCAAAAGGGCAAGAGAACAAGAGGGACACAAAGAAAGCACAUUGAGGACCUCGUGUUUCUCCCUUUCUUAUUCGAAAACCCUAGUUUUUCAUAUUCAUCUAUCGCUUUAGCUCUACCCUCUUCCUUUUAGCCGUCCUCCCUUUUCAAAUUCUAUAAGAAAACGGCCGCCAUUUCCUCGUCCCACCAUUAAUAAUAUAUAUGUCUCAAUUCCGGGGUUUCCUCUCCUAAAAGCCUGAAUUUUCCCCAUUGUCAGGGAAAAAAAUUCGGAGGUUUUGGGAUUUGGGUGGUGAAAAAUAAUUGCAACAACAACAACAGUAAGAUAUGUACAGUCAUAGGGAUCGAGGAGGAGGGUCGUCGAAAUCGGAGCUGGUAGGAGGAUCGUUGGAUCGGAAGCGCUUAAACGAUGCGCUGGACAAGCAGCUAGAUAAGUCGUCCCCGUCCACUUCGAGAGACUUCAACAGAGAAGACAAAGAAAGGUCCCCUGUUCCUUCAACUUCCAUUGGUAAAUCCCAGCUUGAUCAUCGUGAUUCACGCCCCGCAGCUCUCUCCAAAGCCAAAUGUGAUGAGGAGUCUGAAAUAGAGAGUGAAGAAUCAGAUGCUAGUGGUUCUGAUGGAGAUGACACGUCUUGGAUCUCGUGGUUUUGCAAUUUGCGAGGCAAUGAGUUUUUCUGUGAAGUUGACGAUGACUACAUCCAGGAUGAUUUUAAUCUUUGUGGUUUGAGCAGUCAAGUUCCAUAUUACGACUAUGCGCUCGAUUUAAUAUUGGAUGUUGAAUCUUCCCAUGGUGAUAUGUUCACUGAAGAGCAGAAUGAAUUGGUUGAAUCGGCAGCUGAGAUGUUGUACGGUCUUAUACAUGUCCGUUACAUAUUAACCAGCAAGGGAAUGUCUGCCAUGUUGGAGAAAUACAAAAAAUAUGACUUCGGGAGAUGCCCGAGAGUCUACUGCUCUGGACAACAUUGUCUUCCUGUUGGUCAGUCAGAUAUCCCUCGUUCAAGUACCGUGAAAAUCUUCUGUCCAAAAUGCGAAGAUAUUUACUAUCCUCGAUCCAAAUAUCAAGGCAAUAUUGAUGGAGCCUAUUUCGGGACUACAUUUCCACAUCUAUUUCUAAUGACAUAUGGACACUUGAAGCCACAAAAGUUGACUCAAAAUUACGUCCCGAGAGUUUUUGGCUUCAAGAUCCAUAAGCCCUGAUGACUCGAGAUCUCCUAAUUGUCAGACGGUGGUGAUUUCCACUUGCCCUGGUGCUUCUUUCACUGCAGUGGAUAAUGCCCUGCAUACAAAGUGAUGAAGUGCACAAAAAAGGAACAAUUGUUGGGGUGUUUUAAAAAAAAAAUGAAAUUAUGAGCUGUUAGUUGAGCUCAACAUAUGUAUUAAUUCAUGA
Molecule: messenger RNA, 1407 nt
Organism: Hibiscus syriacus
Lineage: Eukaryota; Viridiplantae; Streptophyta; Magnoliopsida; Malvales; Malvaceae
Product: putative casein kinase II subunit beta-4
Exons: 5
Coding region: 348-1217 (289 amino acids)
Cellular component (GO): protein kinase CK2 complex; cytoplasm
Molecular function (GO): protein kinase regulator activity
Source: RefSeq, a predicted model, not a curated record